AUGGAACCCCGAGUCUUCCCUGAUCGGGGAGGGACCGGGCCAGUAUCGCAAUCGCAGAUCAAUGAGCCGUCUCAGGUUCGCGCCAUAGAAGAGUCGCGGACUGGUUCUCCGGCUGCGGCACAAACCCCGACCCCUGCGCUUCUUGAUUCGUGGUUCGCCAAAGAGACAACAGAAACAAAUGCGACGCCUAACAAGGCCACAGAAGCAACAUCGACGGCCGACGAUAACAAAGAUCCGGCUACCAGGACCAAUUACCAAGGCAGCAGCGUUUCUCACCUCGCCGAUGCCGCGUCUGCAGCGCCCAGGACCCCUGCGAACAAGUCCGAACCUACUUCGAAGCUGUUGUCGAGCGGUCGACCCGAUUCGUUACAGAAUCAACCGUCCGCAUCCCCUCCCGUCCACGAUGCCGGCACCGAGCAAGCCCAUAAGGCGACCGCUUCCGUCCGGCGCCCCUCGCUUGCCGUCAACCCAGCUACCAACCACGCGGCAAUAGAUCCUCUGUCGCAGCACAUAUUCAUGCGCACAAAUACGGAACGGAACUUGACUUCAAAGCUUCGAAAUCCUACCUCCAAAUCCGAUGCUUCGGCUGCUCUUGACGGACAACGACUCGCUGGCGACGCCACAGAUACCCCGGAUAAGAAGAGGCCUCGCUCUUCUUUUCUUUCCCGCCUCGGCAUGCGCGCAAACAGACUCCGCAAUGAUGACGACGAUUCCGGCUCAGAUGUCGGCUCGCAGCGACCCGACGGCAACAAUGCGCGCGUCUUUGCCAGCCCCGUGGGCGCCCAGGGUUACAUUCCUCACCACAAGGAGCCGCCCCGUUAUAUCCGCACCAAAGUCUACAACAAGAAGGAACGCGAGUUCAACCGCAUGUUUCUGGCCCAAGAGCUGGUAGGCACAAGACCUCUUGCGCAGGCGAAAACGGACGAAAAGGUCCCCGUCGUGACCGUAUCGAGCGCCGACGGGACAAGUAGGAGGGCAGAGCGAACAGGUGGGGCUGUUUGGGCGACCGAGUUCAGCCGCGAUGGCAGGUAUCUGGCAGCUGCAGGCAAAGACCAAGUCGUCCGCGUAUGGGCAGUCAUCUCCACCAUCGAAGAGCGACGCACGCGGGAAGACGAGGAAGAGGCCCUCCACCAGCAAAGCAGCCCGAUCAGCAGCGGCGGCGGCGGCGGCAGGGAGCGGCUACAGGCGCCCGUGUUCCGGGAGCAGCCAUUGCGCGAGUUCCAGGGUCAUACGGGCGAGAUCCUGGACCUCAGCUGGAGUAAGAACAACUUCCUGCUGUCCACAUCCAUGGAUCGGACCGUCCGCCUCUGGCACGUCAGUAGAAAAGAAUGUCUAUGUGCCUUCCGCCACGGCGAGUUUGUCAGCAAGGUGGCGUUUCAUCCCCAAGAUGACCGCUUCUUCCUUGCGGGGUGCCUGGACUCGAGGCUGAGGCUAUGGAGCAUCCCGGACAGGUCAGUCGCCUUCGAGGCGCAGACCAACGACAUGAUCACAGCCGUCGCGUUCACGCCGGAUGGCAAGACGGCCAUCGCAGGCAUGUUGAACGGAGUGUGCAACUUUUACGAAACCGAGGGUCUCAAGUUCCAGAGCCUACUCCAUGUGCGGUCUUCGAGGGGCAAGAACGCCAAGGGCAGCAAGAUCACCGGGAUUCGCACUGCCGAGGUACCGGCGGGCAGUGGUUCCUCUGAAAAGAGGGUCAAGGUGCUCGUCACGUCCACCGACGCUCGUGUACGUGUCUAUAACCUCGGCGACAAGGCUCUUGAUGCCAAGUUCAAGGGUCACGAGCACGCGGCGGCCCAGCUCUCGGCCAGCUUCAGCCAUGGUGCAAAUUAUGUCAUAUGUCCCAGCGAGCAUCGUAAAGUGUUCAUCUGGAGUCUAGGAUCACCGAACCAGCGGGCCUUGAACAUUUCAAACUCGGGCGGUAUCGGGACCGACACACUAAAGGGAGACAAGGGCCCCUGCGAGUCUUUUGUGGCCCAUGGGUCCGGGGUAACGACGGCAAUAUUUGCGCCCGCGGAGACGCGGCAGCUGCUCGGGGCCAGCGGCGAUCCAAUCUACGAUCUGUGCAACCCGCCGCCGGUGACUUUGGUAUCGAGGGAAGAGGAAGCGGCCGCCGCUGCGGCGACGUCGUCAAGUAGAGACCCGAGUCCAACGUCGCCGGCACGUACGGCUCACAACAUGAGCCAAACCGCCCUAUCCGAGGCUCCCAGCGUCGCAAGGAGCCGAAGAGUGGACGAAUCUCCGGCGUACUUGGCCCGCUCCACGCACCAGCAAGGCAACAUCAUUGUCACGACCGAUGACACGGGCAUCAUCAAGGUGUUCCGGCAGGACUGUGCCUACCGGCGACGAGAGGGUCCCGACACGGCCUCUCUUCUGAGUCGCAAACGGGACAGCAUCGUCGGCCGCAGCGCCAGCAUUCUCACUCGGACGAGCGCAUCCAGUGCAGCACACUCGCGAAAGGGGUCCUUGUCGAGAUCGAUCCAAGGAAUCAUGACGGGCGAGGGCAUGCCGCAGUCUGGCGGUGCCAUGUCGGAGCAGAUAUUGGAUUGGCGUCGCGACGUUGAGGCCAACGGCAGGUCCGGCAGCAUCAACAGCGCAGGCGGCACGCCGAUACGGGUUGAGCGCAGCGUCAGCCCUACAAAGAGCCCACUGACCGCGAGGACUCUGGCGAGCGAGAGGAGGCGCGAGCAGUACGCCCACAGCGGUUCCCCACUGGUACCUAGGGGCGACAGAGGACAUUUCAGCCCGACCUCGAGCACUUUCAGCAACCCGCCUCGUAUCAGGUCUGACGCCGCCGUCGCCGCCGGUACCGUCGCGAAUGCUAGCUCCGAAGAUCCGACCGAGGAUGGUGUAGCAAAGAAGCCUCUGGAUCAACCGACGUGCUCCUCUAAACAGGGCGAGACCACAGCCGAUGCGCAAAAGAAGUCCACGGCCGAAGACGAAACGCUUAAUGGUGGCGAAGGCGCCACGCCAGCGCCAAGCAGUCCCUCGGGUGAGGGCGGGGCCAACAAUGGAGGCCUCUGGGGCUUUAGAUGGCCCAAAAUGCCAACGCUGCGCAUGUCCAUCGGAGGGAUCGGCAUGGGCAGCGGCACAGCGAGCCCUGGCAAGGACGGUGUUGGCCCCGGCGCCAGCGACGGGCAGAGCCCCGUGCCGGGUGGCUAUCCAAGUCUUCGGGCCAGCAGCGAGCUGAGCAUCAAAGACAAGAUCAAGGAGGCAAGCAAGAUGAGCAAGGACAAGGGAAAAGAAAAGGAAAAAGAAAGAAAAGCCCGCACUCCGCCGUUGCAGAUACCUUCCUUUUCGGACAAGUCAAUCCGGAGACAGAGCCAGGCGGGGGAUGGGUUGUUGGCAACAAAGGAUGAGAGGAGUUCCGAGGCGGCUGUGGGCUCUGAGGAAGAAAUGGCGUGCCCGAAGUGCGGGGCGCGCGAAUUCAAGGCCAAGAAGCUGAAUGCAGGACAGCAACAGCAACGGCAGAGACUUGUUUGUGCAACAUGUGCGACGCCGGCAGCGGAGCAGGAGAGCUAG
Pyricularia pennisetigena is the source of this 3519-nucleotide messenger RNA. RefSeq lists its product as uncharacterized. Gene Ontology annotation, molecular function: protein binding. Bases 1 to 3519 code for a protein of 1172 amino acids. The record is from RefSeq and is a predicted model, not a curated record. The transcript has 4 exons. Lineage: Eukaryota; Fungi; Ascomycota; Sordariomycetes; Magnaporthales; Pyriculariaceae.